Molecule: messenger RNA, 22728 nt
Organism: Lymnaea stagnalis (great pond snail)
Lineage: Eukaryota; Metazoa; Mollusca; Gastropoda; Lymnaeidae
Source: the annotation of a GenBank genome assembly
AUAAUUUGGCUUAAAUUUAUUCACAAUGUUCAAGAGUGGCCGUUGAUGUUGUACACAUUGAAAACUAUUGUCAUCUGGUACAAUAGUGUUUGGAAUUAAUUAACGAGUUUGAAUCAUUUUAAACGAGAGAGUCAUGUGACUUUAGCCGAUGUGUCAGGUUUACACGAUGAGGGUCCAUUUAAUUUUAGGUGAGAAUGGUUUUUUUUUCUAAUGAAUGUGACAAAGACGAUAGCUAUAGUGUGCUGCUGUCAUGUUAAAAAAAAAAUAAUAAUUUUUUAUUGGCUGAGGAUUAUUGUGAUUUCCAUGAUUUCCAUUGAUGUGCUUCUUAAGUUUAAUAUUUGAUGCUUUUGAUCACGUCACCCUAAAAUUUAAUUAAUUUAUGUGUAUUUAUUAAUGGUUAAUGUUAAAUAAGUUUCAAAUAUAUUUUUUCAAGAUUUCAUCCGUACAAAUAGAGACGAUUACCAUCAGGAUUAUUUCAAGUUUAAUAUAUUGGAGCAUUCAAUUAGGCCAUUCAGUUUUUAUUAAAAAAAUAUUGUUGAUUAGUGUAAACUUAGAGUUAGAAUUUUUAUUCCCCCCACCCCCCCCACUCUCCUUUUUUUCUGAGGCGUAGUUCGAGUGUUUAGAGCCCGGGGACAAGAAACAUUUUUAUACUCUCUUCAAGUUCAACUCUGAAACCAAUCAAUACAGUAGCAUCAAAGCCCAUGUUGGCGCCCCAAAUAGUCUUGCACCUGGGACAUCUUCCACCCUCUGAGCUACGUCUCCGCCCCAACACCGAAUUCCUAAUCAUAAUCAAAUGUCGGUUUACCUUUAAGUUUAAGUGACAUAACAAAGGUUGAUUGGGGGGGGGGUGGGGGGUGGGGGGUGGUUUGGGGGGGAUUGCAAGAUCAAAGUAGCAACCAAUCCGAUCAUAUCUACCAGUUGCUAUACUAUUGAUCUGACUCUGACUGAUCAAGUAUCUAUUAAUGAAUUAUCAUUGAUCUUUCGUCAUUUAUAUUUUUAACGUGGGUUCUCUGGCCUACUUUCUGUUGAAACACAGACUAUGAUGGGAACCAGCAAAUACUAUCAGAUUGUUUACGAAAGACGAGAGUGUUAGGUGGUGGCCCACUGGUACCUGCCUUGCAGAUCAACACGACAGUGUGACACGAGAUAAAGGAAGAUCGAUUAAAAACAACAACAACAAUAACCCAUAAAUAAACUGGACCCCUUCCGCUACUGCUUUGUGAAUUAAUCAAUAAUUCUUGCCGGUCCGUACAUUUUAAUGUUUGAGAAGCACUGGUUUAGGACACAUGACUUACAAUUCUCACUGUCAUCUUCUUAGAAAACGAAACAAACUUAUGGACUUUUUUUUAGUGUGUUCUUAUGAUACGUAAUAGAUAUCCUGUGUCUCACUCGUCUGGCCAUUUAGCGUGUUAUAUUUAAAUACCAAUUAAAAAGUAGGCCUAAUUUUGAUAUUUUUAUGAUAAUAGAUAAUAAGUCUAAGUCAAUAAUUUAUUUAUUGAUAUUGCAAGUAGGGCGUAGUCGUAGUGACAGUAGUCUACUAAGAUCUUGUUUUCGUGUCAGAGAAAAUUAAAAUUUGUUUUUAAACAGAAAAUAGUGUGGGCUUUAUAAAAUUUGAAUGAUUUAGUUUGAAAUGUGUGGCUACUGACUCAAAAUGCACUGCACUCUUACAACAGUAACUGGGUCAUGUUGAUAUCUUCACCAAUACACAGCGAUGUCGCAAGCAUAUACUACCGGUUCUCUGUGUCAAGGGGAACCACUGUGGGUAAGUAAAAGUGUCUGUGUAUAUAAAGUAGCCUCCCUUGCAUUAAUGCUUGAUGUGAUCUGUAGCUGUAAAUGAAGUGUUUCUUUUCAUGCAGUAACAAGUUUGAUGGGCUCCGUUACAUUGGUAAACUGAUGGAACUGCUUAUGUAUGGGUGUAUUUUAAUAGUAUUAAUGAAGGAAAGCAUCACCGGGGAUCAAGCCUGAAACUGAAAAUGGCGCCCCCCCCCCAAUUGUUUCAUCAAUAAAGAUAAAUGAUAGGAGUAUCCCAUCAUAUAUAUAAAUAUGGAUAAAUUACGAUUUAGGCAUCCUCCUGGGACUGGCGCCCGGGAUAUCACCCCUUCGCAUGGCCCUGGUUGGAGCACAGUACGUAAUGAUUAAUGAGCUGGAGCAAAGUAAGCCUUCUACUACCUACAGUCUAGUCUACGGUAUAAAUAUAAACACAUUAAGUGAUGGAACAUACUGCAGGUAGCCUAAUAACCAGAAAAGUGUGGUGGAGUGGAAUGACAAAGGAGGCUUAAAAUUAAAUAAAAUUUAUCUGGAUUACAAACCCUAGAUAUCAUUAACUUGGUUGCUAAAUAAUUCCCCUGAAAAGGCCAGAUGUCAGAUGUUUGUAUUCGUAAAAACUUUUACGAUUCAUUUUAAUUACAAAGGUAUUUAAGUAAAUAAGGUAAAUGAAUGUAACUUUUAAGUGUUAUAACCAGUUCAAAAAUGUUUAUAAAAGUGGAUGAAUUAUUUUUUUCGAUUAAGCCAUUUGAUCUACUACACAAACACAUUUUUAAAUGGGGUCUGAUUCGUGUUGGACCAAAUAUUUCAUGUUUAUUGCCAGGAUGCUGAGCUGACCUGGACCAACAAUACCUGGCCACAAUUUACAGAGUGUUUCCAGAAAUCUGCCUUAACAUGGGGCCAGUGUGGUCUACUGUGGCUGAUGGCACCCUUCUACGCCUAUCAUCUGUUGAUGAGGAAAAAAAACCUUCAACCGAUAAGAUUUCUUUUCUGUGCAAAGAUAGUGAGUUCAUACCCAUAAUUUAGGAAAAAUUUGAAUAUAUUUGACAAUAAAGUAUUUAAUUAAGAUAUGUUGUUUUUUUUUGGUUUUGGGGUGGGGGGAGGCUCCACUCAUACAGUUGACAUAAGGAGCCAAAACAAUCGGUGGGUGCCGUGGAUGGCCGUCCCUGUAGAAGGGUGCCAAAACAACCAUGGUGGGGGGGGGGGGUGCCAUAGCCAGAAAUUACAAUAAAUUUUAGUGAACUUAAUGUUUUCUUUCAAUUAAAAGUUAAAACAAUUGAAAUAAACAAAUUAAUUUUAAAGUAAUGCUAAUUAUUAUAAUAAUAUUUGACAGAUAAGAUUGUGAGUAGGGCUUCUUCAAAUUUUUAAUGAUUAGUUGUCUUUUACAUGGUGUAAUGUUAUCACUAGUUGUCUUGUUCGUGGUGUCAUGCUAACACUAGUUGUCUUGUUCGUGGUGUCAUGCUAACACAAGUUGCCUUGUUCAUGGUGUCAUGCUAACACUAGUUGUCUUUUUCAUGGUGUCAUGCUAACACUAAUUAUCUUGUUCGUGGUGUCAUGCUAACAGUAGUUGCCUUGUACGUGGUGUCAUGCUAACAUUUGUUGUCUUUUACAUGGUGUCACACUAACAAUAGUUGUCUUGUAUGUGGUGUCAUGCUAACACAAGUUGCCUUGUUCAUGGUGUCAUGCUAACACUAGUUGUCUUUUUCAUGGUGUCAUGCUAACACUAAUUAUCUUGUUCGUGGUGUCAUGCUAACAGUAGUUGCCUUGUACGUGGUGUCAUGCUAACAUUUGUUGUCUUUUACAUGGUGUCACACUAACAAUAGUUGUCUUGUAUGUUGUGUCAUGCUAACAGUAGUUGCCUUGUACGUGGUGUCAUGCUAACAAUAGGUGUCUUGUUCGUGGUUUCAUGCUAACACUAGUUGUCUUGUACCUGGUGUCAUGCUAACAUUAGUUGUCUUGUUCGUGGUGUCAUGCUAACACUAGUUGUCUUGUUCGUGGUGACAUGCUAACACUAGUUAUCUAUUUUUUGUUUUGGUCUUUUAGGUGGAGGUGGGAGGGGGUUGAUGGGUGGGGCACCAAGAUUAAGAAGUCAAACAGGGUGUAGAAAAGCCUAGUUUUGGCUCUGCACUAGGAUAACCAAUGAGACUGAUAGUUUAGUUAACUCAUAUAAUUUGAUGAAGGAGCCAUUCCAAGUAUAGUCAUAGUCUUCAUGUAUUGAGUUUGAUUUCUAUGAGAUACAGGUACUCAAAACCAAGUCUUUAAAAGUUGAUUUUAUAAAUUUGUACAGAGUAUUAGACAUGCAAUGAUAAGUUUAUAUUUAUGCUAAGGUUUAGCAUUAAUUAAUUUGAAGUUUUAAAAAUACCGUUGCAGUAUCAUUAAUUAUUGAAAUAAAUUAAUUUGACAUAUUUUACAUCAGUAUUUCAGUAUAACAAUUAAUCUGAUAAAAUUAAUUUGACUUUUUGUAAACAGUUUUUCAGCAUAACAAUGAUUGUAGUGAAUGUUGUGGAGGCUAUAGAGAAGUUCAGAUCAGUUACUUCCCUUGUUUACAAAGUGGCACCUAUCAUAUGGAUUAGCACCAUGGUUUGUAUCAGUUAGAUUUUUGUCAGUUUUCCUUUUUAAAGUAAUUGAAUUUGUCUCUCAGCUAGCAUAUGUACAUUUGAUCGGAUAGCGCAGACCCUUACAAAAUCUCUGGUAAAUUUUAAGCAAGUAAAAUACUUUAUUGUAGUUAAGAAUAGCCUACAUUGUAUGUAUACAUAAGCAUAUCUAGUUAUUAAGUUAAUAAAGUUCACACAGUGGACUUAUCUUUAGCUGUUACGAUCGUGUCAUUCAGUAAGCAUCUCAUGAAAACUGGUAAGGCACUGGGACAUAAGCUCAAGGGUAUUUAAUGGGUCUCUUUAUUGAAAUUGGGAGGAACUUGAAAAUGUUUUCUAUAGAUGAUUACAUUAAGAUUUCAUGCAUGACUGAUACUCAUGAUAGAGAGAUGAGAAGGAAAAACCAUCUCAGACCAGUUCCAAUCAUUGGUGUCAUAUAGCUCUUAUUUUAUUUAAUAAAGAUUAUUUGUCAUUAUUCACAUGGAUGCAAGAUAUAAUUUUAUUCCAUGGGUCUAAUUUAUGGAUUCUUUAUUUUAAUUAUUAAUAUUCAAUUGUUUUCAUUCCGUUAUUUAUUCAAUUUAUUUUACAGGUUCUUCAUUCAUGCCUUGUUUAUUCGGAGCGUUCCAGGAAAGUCACUAGGUCUCCUGUUUUGUUUAUUUUCUGGGCUGUUACUGCUAUAGCUGAACUCAUUCCAUUCUACUCGGCCAUCAUUUUACAGGUUUGUCAGUUAUGCAAAAGUUGAUCAUCAUAAUUUUACUUUCUUUUUACUCAGUUUUAAAUAAGAUGUUCCAAACUGCUUUCAAAAGCUAUAUCUUAAGGCUUGUUUUUUUAAAUUUUAUUUCUUUCCCCUCUUUCAGACUUUUGCUAAUGAUUCAUCACACUUUGCAGUUAUCUGUCUCAGGUUUUCAAUACCUCUUGUUUUUCUAUUGCUCAACUGUUUUCCUGAUUAUGUCAGAGAGAAGGACAAAGUGGUAAGAAAACCAAAAAUCAAUUAGAUUAAAAAAUGGAGAGAAGAAAAUAAUAUACUUUAUUGCAUGUGCAUUAUGUUUAACUGUCUUUGUAAUCAUUCUUUUAAAUCAAUUUGUUAAUGAUGUGUUAAUUAUAUCAUGUUAAUAAUCUAACUAACAUCAUCUGCCUUUACUCAGAUUUGUCUGUAAAUUUUGUUUAGCAUACAUUUGGAUUUUCAAGACUUGCAUUUAAUUUAGCAUAAACAAUAUCUGUAUAUGUUUUUGUUUAAAUAUCUUCUUAAUUAUUCUUCACCAAUGUCCCUACAUUUUGGAGACUUUAAGUUAAUUGCAAAUAAGUAUAAGUAAAACUAUAAGUCAAGUGCAUAAUCUACACUAAUAGUGCUUUCUAACAUAUGUUAAUUAAUUGUUAUUUUUUAUGUAAUGAGGCCAAAACUUUAUUGUUUUAAAUAUGAUUAAGUAAAAAAUAUUUCAUGUCAUUUAUUGUUUAAAUGAUAAUUAAUUAAUAAAAUGUAUUGCUCUGCUUUUAUUGUCUUUGUACAAAAGGGAAAGAGUCCUGAGAGUUAUGCCUCUUUGUUAUCCUGGCUAUCGAUGUCUUGGUUUAACAGGUGAACAAAAUAAAACUUUUAAGUCAUAGUUUAGAAAUAAUUUCCGUAUCAUCAUUUCUUCUGUGUAAAUAUAUGAAAUUAAUCAAUUUAAAACUGAGAUGCAUCUAUCCAUCCUAUUUUUGAUAGACCACUACAAAUAAUAGAAGAUUUUCAAAAAGAUUGUGUGAUAGCUGAGAUGGCUUGAAGCUUUAAACAUAUUGUUGAGCUUAGAAUUACUGAGGUCCCAUUGUUUUGGAAGUGUAAACAUAUUGUUGAGCUUAGAAUUACUGAGGUCUUAUUGUUUUGGAAGUGUAAACAUAUUGUUGAGCUUAAAAUUACUGAGGUCCCAUUGUUUGGAAGUGUAAACGUAUUGUUGAGCUUAGAAUUACUGAGGCCCCAUUUUUAUAAAUAAAUCUCAAUGUAAUAACAUAGAAAACAUUUUUUUUGCCAUUCUGUACUAGAGCAUUGGGAUUCAAGUUCAACUAAAGUAGAUUUUGAAAAAAAAAAAAGAAAACAAAUUUUUAUUAAUUUGUGGGCAGUUCUAAGACACAAUAAUUCAAUGCUUAAAUGUAAAAAUAUUUAAAGUCUAAAAAUUUUAAAUUUUAUUAAUCAUUAAAAGAAAAUGUGUAUACUUAAUACUUAUUAAAAUUGCAUUGUCUUUGUGGCUGAAAAGUAUCUAUAACAGUCAUGCACAGUUUUUUUGUGGUAAUAAUUUGGAUAAAAGAUGUAUAUUUACUUUUUUGUACCAUCUUUAUAAAUUUGAACUUUAAAUCAGUAGUUUACUUUGUACUUAUCUCAAAUAUUCUCAAUGCUCAGAUUGGCUUGGAAAGGACUAAGGACACAAAUCAAUGAUGUGGACAUCUAUCCUCUACACUACAGGGAUAAACCUAAACAAACUUUUGACAAGUUCAUGCACGCCUGGGACAAUGAAACCAACAAACUGCAAGGGCAUGUGUUCAUUAAUAAAUUCAAUGAAUUAAAGCUAUGGAACAGGGGUCUGCAACCUUUUCUAUGUUAGGAGCCAUUUUUAUGGAUAAUAUCUGCUAAGAAAAUAUUUUGGGAGCGGCUUGUCACAAUAGACUAGCGAAAACAGACCUGCAUCAAUUUGUUUGAAGAAUCACAUGUGGUUCCUGAUCCGCAGGAUGCCGACCACUUCCAUAGACUCUCUUUUUCAGCUUAAUAUUUUUAAACUUAUAACCAGACAAUUAAUGAUUUGACCAGACAAGCACGCACAAGGACAACUGAUUAUGUACAAGUUUUUAAAUAUUAAAAUAAUUUUUACUUCAGGACAGAACAAAAAUACAAACUUUCUGAUGACUGGGAAAAGGAAAUGCCAUUGUUACCAAGGAAAACAACUAUUCAACCAUCAUUAUCACAUCACUCCUUACCUGUAGAUGAAAAAGAUGGCUAUAACAUACCUACGGUGACAGUCAACAUGACAUCUUCUCAUGAAUCUUUGAAUGAACGCCCAACAGAUAUUUCUAAUGCAGCAGUCAACUAUUUUGAUCCAAGGAAAUUAGGCAAUGUUGAGACAGAAAAGCCCCAAGUUUCCUUAUGGAAAUUGAUGAUCAAAUGUUACUGGCUUGAGGCAGUCUCUGCCCAAUCUGGCAUGGUCAUGUAUGUUGUCGAACAUGGUUUUGGUCCCAUUGUUUUAGGGUAAGGUUCUAUUAUAGUUAUAGAAAUAAACAGUUAUCCUCUGAUAAGGGGAAAUUAGAGGUUAAGUUUAAAAAAGGAAAUCUCAGAGAAAAAAAAAAGUUAUCUUUUUUAAUUCAACAAAAAUAAAUGUGUUUUGAUUUUUAAAAAAAAUGUAAAUUAUAGAGAAAAAUCAAGUAUUUGUUUACUUUUAAAAGUAAUGUUCAACAUGCUGAUAUUUUAAAAAAAUGUUUGUUAGAAAUAUUCUUUUAUGUUUUAGGCUGCUGAUAAACUUUACUAAAGACACUUCAGAGCCAAAUUGGCAUGGUUAUAUUUAUGCAGCAACAUUCAUCUUUCUGAGGAUACUCUACAACGUUUCUGUUGUAAUGUCCAAAUGGUGCAAUAGCCGUUUUGCCUCUCGAACGCGUGGGGCAGGGAUAGCGGCUGUCUUUCAAAAGGCUUGUAACUUUGAUAAAAAAAUUUUGUUAUUGAAGAUGUGGAAAAAAAAUCUAUUAUCAACCAUUGUCUAUGGUUCUUGUAUGAAUUGAAAAUAUGAUUAUUAAUAUUCAGCUAUGUACAUGUUGAACAAUAACUUGAACUUAUUCAAAGAGAUAAUUAACCCUAAUCCUCAUUACCUUAUGUACAAAAAAACAACAAACCUCUGCCUCAAUGACUCAUGAAGCUCGCCCCCAAUGACUCAUGAAGCUGUCCCAAAUGACUCAUGAAGCUCUCCCCGACUGACUCAUAAAGCUCUCCCCCAAUGACUCGUGAAGCUCUCCCCCAAUGACUCAUAAAGCUCUCCACCAGUGUCUCAUGAAGCUCUCCCCCCACUGACUCAUGAAGCUCUCCCCCAAUGACUCAUGAAGCUCUCCCCAUAUGACUCAUGAAGCUCUUCCCCAAUGACUCAUGAAGCUCUCCCCAAUGACUCAUGAAGCUCUCCCCCAAUGACCCAUGAAGCUCUCCCCCAAUGACUCAUGAAGCUCUUCUCCCUACCCCCCCCCCUUCCUACCCCAUUCCCCAAGCUCUCCCCCACUGACCCAUGAAGCUCUCCCCCAAUGACUCAUGAAGCUCUUCUCCCUCCCCCCCCCCUUCCUACCCCAUUCCCCAAACAUUAAUUAAAAAUCUCUGCAUUACAUAUUAUAUAUAUGAACUUAUACUUCAGUGUCUCAAAUAAAAACCUCAUAUUUUUUUACUUAUUACUGUAGAUAAUAGUUUAUGGUUCCAAUGAUGCUUAGUUUAAUUAUUACCUUUUUAAGAUACCGGUACAACUAAGCAGCUGUGCAUAAAAUACCAUGCAAAUAAUAUUUUUACUCUAGUAAUUUAAAGAAAUUAAAGACAAUUAAAAUUUAAAAAUUCUUAUUAAAUUAGGCCUUGACAAUAAGCUCUGAAGCUCGUAAAGAAACAACAGUGGGCGAAAUUAUGAAUUUGAUGUCUGUAGACACUGGACUCAUAGAGACAAUGGUCUUUGGCUCAUUUUGGAGCUGGAUGUCAGUGGCUUUGAUAGCCAUUGGUAUCUACCUGCUGUAUACAGUUGUUGGCCUCACAUUUUUUGCUGGUAAUUUAAUGAAACAUGAUUCCUUUUUUUCUUUCACUUUUAGGUUUCUCACAUUUAUUUGGGCUCAUACAAAAUAAAUAUUAGCUUAUCAAUACAUGAACAAAAGCUUUGUAAAAUGUUCGAAAACUGUUAUUAAUUUAAUGUUUUUAAAUUUCUUCAGUUUAUUUUUAAAGAUGCAAGUUGUUUAAAAAAAACUAAUUAACAUAGACUAUGAUGAAUAAUCUGACCUAAUAAACUGACCUCAGGUUUGGCCCUCAUACUGUUAUUUUUUGGUGUCAACAUUGGGGCAGCACAGAAGCUGAGUGAGUUUCAAGAGAAGAUCAUGGUAAUAAAAGAUGAGAGGAUUAAAGCAAUGAAUGAGAUGCUUAAUGGAAUCAAGGUUUGCUUUGAAGUUGACUCUUAAAGACUAAAUGAAGGAUCCAAAAAUUUUUUGUUUACAUUUUGGGUUGAGACAAAUUUAAUCUUUAAUUUUUUAUUUUAAUAAGCUUCUUACACAAUGAUGAGGAUUUUAAAAGAAAAUAAAGUGUUAACAUUACAUUUAAAUAUUAAAGCAAUAUUUGUUCCUCGAAAUGAAAAACUGAAUUUUAAUGCCAAACCGAAUUUAAUUGUAUUUUAAAACAGGUUAUCAAGUUGUAUGGCUGGGAGCCCAUGUUCAUUAAAAAAAUUCAAGAUAUUCGAGAAAAGGAAUUAAAGAUUUUAUUGAAGUGUUCAAUCUUGGCUGGAAUUGAGACUUUUGCCUGGCAUGUUUCAAUGGUUUGGGUAUGUUAGACUUCUGCUAAUGAUGAUAAUUAAAGUACUGUGAUCAUUUCUUUCAUUAGACCCAAUAACACCAGACUUUGAGUUGUAUAAGCUUUCAAAUGAACAUAAUUUGUGUAAAAACAUUCAUUUAGCUGAGGGCUUUAAAAUUAGGAGUUAUUUACAUACUUGCUUAGAUGAAUCCUGCAAGGCAUUGAUUUCAUUUCUCACCAGGCUCUAUAUAUGAUGUUGGUUACUUUUGUUAUGACCUCAGAUGACCAUUACUUGGCUGCCACAACCUUAUUCCUGACACUGAAUUAUAAUAACCUUGUUAAAAUUGGCAUCAACAUGCUCCCAAGUUUUAUUACUGACUUUGUAAAGGUAAAUUUUUCAAUAAAUGUUUAUGUGUGUACACAUUACAAAUUUCUAAAUUUAGGUCCUUCAUUAAAUACGUAAAAUUUCUUCCCCACCAUCUUCUGUGGAUCCAGGAUGGAAGUUAUACUUCUGUGGUAAAUGUAACAUUCAGUUGAAGUUACCAUUCUAGAUUGUGGAAUAGAGAGUACGCCUUGUGCAGACAAGCUGAUGUUGAGGGGUCAUUUUGUCAAGGCUUCAACUUGGGCAUCUGCUAUACAAUAUAUAUGAGUAUGACAUGAUAGCUACAUGUGUUAUAUGUAAACAUUACAAGUCAACAUGAUCAAUUAAUUGAUCGUGGGCCCUCUAAAAUAGAAGAAGAAGAACAUUUUAUCUAAAAGUAAAUCUUAAACUCAUAACUUGGAAAAGAUAUGUGAGCAAAUGUGCAUGGUCUCCACACACACAAAAAAAAGUUUAAUUAAAAAACUUUAAAGUCUCACUCAUGCUCCCUUCCAGCCUGGGUUUGAUCCUGCAAUGUUAGUUUUAAAUUACAAUUCUACUCUAUUUUCACCAUAAAAUGAGAAAUAUGCCUUGAACAGUAACUAAUUAUUUUAACAAUUUUUAAAGAGGCUCUAUAGUGAUACAAGAUCUGAUUUCUUCUAAUUAGCUUCAAUGUGAUUGUUCCAGUUUUUUACUUCAACAUAUAGAGUUAUUUUUAGCCACCACACUUCUCACCUGCUAGUAUGGCCUUGAUAUUAACAUCACUGAGUAAAUGUUCUGUGUCUUUCCUGACCCAUUCCUCCCUUGGUUGGGAAAAGGUUGUUUACAUUUGAAUGCAUUUAUUUAUUCUAAAUGAUGCUAUUAAAAGGGUGCAAUUUCUAGAAUUUCUCUACUAGAAUGUUCUGAUUUGGUUCCUAUAAAUAAGCUGCCUGCUGUCUUAGCAGAGAGACCGAUAGAGAGUCCAAGGGAGAGAUUUUUGCUAUAUGAGACAUUAUAUAAUUGUAUGUGUGUAAAUUAAUAUUUCUAUUUUUGAGGAGUAGGCCUAUAUCUUUUUUCACUUGCUAUAAGUUGAUAUAGUUAAUUGUUUUUGCAUUCAAAUUUUAAUUUGUAUAGAAAUUUAAUAGUAUGAUUAAAUGAAAGAUUGUUAGUAUCACUAGCUUUGGUAUCGUUUCUUUGCAUAUGUUUUUCUCAGUCCUUUGUUACCUAUUGUUUAUUAUAAGAGUCAAAUCUUAACAUAGCUUAAAUCUUGAAAACUGUAACAGUACACAUCAGUGAUAUUCCUUGGUUUGUAGUUAAAAAAACAACAACUGAUUAGUGAUUUGUGUCUCGUGCCUAUACAUAUUUAAGAUAAGAAACUAGGGACAUUUGCCCCUUCACAGCCCAAACACCUCUAACUUGCUUGAGUUUUACAAAUAGUGUCUAGUCCUCAAAAAUUGAUCGUACCAGUAUUUAUUUAGAUUUUUGCAGAGAUCUAUCGGCAAUGACAACUUUGUGCUGGAGGUAAUAGCUUAGUAACAAAUUAUCCACCAUUUUAUUUAAAUUUUCCCAGGCUAGGAAUUCAAUCAAAAGGCUGAACAAAUAUUUAAACUCUGAAGACAUCAACACAGUUAACUUGAUAAGGAACAAAACAGAUCGUAAGUUGCAUUAGUCUCUCUUCUAAUCAAGCCCAGAUGUUUUCCCUUCAUUUUUUUUCAAAAAUCAAAGACCAAGUUUUUGUAAUAAAUUUAUACAAAGAGGAAAUAUAAACUUUUUAAAACAAAGAAGGUAUGUACAUUGAUGGAAAUUGAGUAAUGUUAUUUUCAUUUUUUUUAUGAAUAGGAUUUAGACCUUUUAAAACUCCCCUAUAAUUUAAAUUAUAUUCACUCUUGUCAUAUUUUUUUUGUAGCCUUGGCUGUAAGGGUAGAAAAUGCUGACUUUACUUGGAACCAGUCUGAACCAUGCACUCUUAACAAGUGAGAAAUAUACAUUAUAUAUAAAAUUACAGGCAUCAAAAUAUAAACAUUUUAAUAAAAGGUUGACAAUGAAAGGCCUAAUUAUAUGUCCUAUCCUAGAAUAAGGGAUCAUCUGUUUCUUUGUUUUUAUUAAUAUCCCCCCCCCCCCUCCCCAACUAAGCAUACAUGAUCUUACCAUAUUUGUUUCAUUAUAUAGAAAACAUAUUUGAAAUUCUGAUUAAAAGAAAAUUUAAUAAAAGGUUGACAAUGAAAAGGCUAAUUAUAUGUCCUAACCUAGAAUAAGGGAUCAUCUUUUUCUUUGUUUUUAUUAAUAUCCCCCCCCCCCUCCCCAACUAAGCAUACAUGAUCUUACCAUAUUUGUUUCAUUAUAUAGAAAACAUAUUUGAAAUUCUGAUUAAAAGAAAAAAAAAAGAUAAAGUUCAACUAUCCUUUUGGGAAUAAUGCUCUAUUUAUUUUUACAGUAUUAACCUUUCUGUGGAAACUGGACUAUUGGUGGCUGUCGUUGGGACUGUAGGCUCUGGCAAGUCUUCUUUCUUAUCUGCACUGCUAGGGGAGAUGCACAAACUCAAUGGAUAUUUUAAUCUUAAUGUAAGAUUACUUUAUUUAAGUUUUGCAUAGCCACAUGUUGCUCUUCAAUUUUUUAACUUGUAAAAGAAGGGAAAAUUUAUAAUCGAAUAAUAACAUAUUUGAAUACUUAAUUUUAAUCAUCUGAAAUAGAUUAACAUAUAAGAUAAAUUAAAAUUAACCAAACAUACAAGAUAAAUUAAACUUAACCAAACACAUAUGAUAAAUUAAACUUAACCAAACACAUAAGAUAAAUUAAAUUUAACCAAUGUUCUUAGUUCUGAUUUUAGGUUAAUAAAUCAUGUUUUUUCUGAAUCUCUAAUGAUGAUAAACUUAAGUAAUUCAUUUCUAUCUCAUUUCAUUAGUCAUUUUUCAAUUUUAAAAUUAAAAUAGUUUUCAGCAUGUGAAGACAAUAAUAAUAAUUUCCAUCUCAAUCAGUUAAAUUCUCUUGAUUGUAUUAAAUUCAUUCUCAAUGCUCUUUUUUUUUUUUCAGUCUUCAGUGGCAUACGUCCCGCAGCAAGCUUGGAUUCAGAAUAACACUGUAAGAGAGAAUAUUUUAUUUGGUCGCCCGUAUGACCGUCAGUUUUUCCAACAAGUGAUAAGUGCAUGUGCCCUGUUACCCGACCUUGACAUGAUGCCAGCAGGGGAUCAAACAGAAAUUGGAGAGAAAGUAAUCUGAGAAAAUUAUAAAUUUUUAACAAAAAAUUUCAUUAUGAUCAAUAAUAUAAAGAAGGUUGAAGUCCCUCCUUGCUUCAUUUACUAAAUAAUAUAAAAUUCUUUUCAUUAAUAAAAGUGCACCCACUUAUUCUUAAUUUUAAAAAAUAAUAGGUUAUAAUAUAGUUAUAAUAAGUUUUAAAAAACAAAAUAUUUUUAGGGAAUCAAUUUGUCGGGUGGUCAGAAACAACGUGUGUCCCUUGCAAGAGCUAUCUACAGUCAAGCAGACAUUUAUUUAAUGGAUGACCCACUCAGUGCAGUGGACAGCCAUGUUGGGAGGCACAUAUUUGACCAAGUGCUUGGUAAAAGUGGAUUACUUAGUGGGAAGGUAAAUAACUGUGUUGCCAUUUAUUUUAUAUCUAAAAUUUCUUUUAUUUUUGUUGAGUGCACAUAUUUUUAUAUAUUAUUUUUAAAUUUACUUAUUAAAAAAACAAAACAAAAAAAAACAUGUAGUCAUUGAUCUAUUUUAAAAAUGUAAAUUAAAAUGUUUAGAGUAAUCCAAGGAUAUCUUGUUAAAAACGCUGGAUCUUAAUGACGCAAGAAGACCCACAACUAUUUCACUUAUUAUGUUCACAAAUUUAAAAAAAAAAAAGUGAUAUUUUCUAGUUAAAUUAUUUGAGUCCUGAAAUAUAAAUGUUGGAAUGUUAACAUUUUCAUGAAUAAAAAGCUUUUAAUAACUUAUCUAGACCAUAAUAUUAGUGACCCAUGGAAUCCAUUGGCUCAAAGCAGUGGACCACAUUGUAGUGAUGUCGAACGGAACGGUAUCUGAAUAUGGAUCAUUUGAAGAGCUCCUCAGUCACAAUGGAGCUUUUGCUCAGUUUCUCACUCAGUAUUUGACUCAAGAAGCUGACACUGAAAGUUUGGAGGAUGAAGAUAUAGGUGAGAUAUGGGACCAGUCUUUUUGUCAGCUUCCUUUUUUUUUCUUUGUGUCUAGAUUAUAAAUAGAACCAAUGAAUUACAGAGUUAUAAAAAGACCAUAGGUCAUUCUUGCUUGGUUAAGACUCUAAAAAUAACUACACAUGGAAAAUUACAGCUUGAUAACAGAUUUGGACGUUUUUAUGCAUAUCAAGAAACAUUAAUACGAAAAAAUAGUAUGCUUGGAAAGAUUCUGCAAGGGCUGACUACCUUAAACAAGUGUAGAUUUUAGAGUCUGGCCAGUGGUCAGUAUUAAAUGAUUAUUCUGCAUCAUUACUUUGAAUACUUUGAUGCAAAGAGGCCAAUCUUGACUUCAAAAUAUAAAUUGUAACUAACUGACCUAUAGUGGCUAUUAGUUGCACCAUAGCGUAUAUCUUUACACAGCUUUAAAGCUUUCUAAAAUAAAAAUAAUUUAAAUUUCUACCAAUUUUGAUUGAUCUCCAUUCCUUCAAAACUAUAUUGUUUAUAAGAUUUAUCUGUUUAGUAGAAUUAACAAAAUGUGCAGCUUCAUCUUAAUGUAUUAAUAUUUAUUAAAAUACUUCAUUUGCCUAAACAAUAAAUUGAUAUUUUAAUUCAUGAUUGAUACCUAGAGAUCAAAAGUGACAUUUUGCGACGAUUGGUGUCAGUGACAAGUGAGAGUGACGACAGUGUCAUUUCUGAAAAAGUUGCCGAAUACAAAAAGUCCUUGUCUGGGAGUUUGAUGAGACUCAACACUGGAGAAGUCAGACAUCGGAAAUCCAGGUGUGUUGCUUCAAGAAUCUGUGAAAUACAAUCUAAGAAACAGUUUUCUCAAUUAAAAUUUGUAGAGAUGCCUUAAAAAAAACACAAAAAGGCAAGUCCUAUUAAAAAUACAACCUCAAAUCUGAAAAAUAAAUUUCAAUGAUAUUAGUUUUCCAUAUAUUCUUAUGGUUCUAAAAUAUGAGUGAAAUUUUCUGUUAGUGAUAACUGAUAAGAAACUUAAGAAAUAUAAUGUUUAAUAAAUUUUUGGAUGAUAUCUUACUGUGCAGUUAGAUUGGGAUCGGUAGACAAAAAAAAAAGAAGUAUUUUCCUUGAAUGCUGGAAAGCUAGCCUGCAUUAGGACGUCUGGAAUGUGAAUUCCAUUAUAAAUUUUUCCAGUGUUCCCUAAACAAUAAUUGUAAUUAUUACUUUGAUGACAAAUAAUAAGAAUUAUGUUUUUUUUUAAAAUCUCCUUCCUCCCACUCUAGUGAAAAGUCUUCGCACUUAAAAUCCAGUGAGAAGCUAGGAGAUGUUGAACAGAUUUUGAAACAAGCUUCUCAAAAUAACAUCAACAAAACAACAGACCAGAGCCGUCUAACAUCUGAUGAGAAAAGGCAAGAGGGAAAGGUAUAGAGACAAAAAUCACUUUAGUGAGGAGACUUUCAAUUUUAUGGUCAUAUAUAGUGACUGAAAUUAACAUUGGUAAACACUUGGUUUGUGUUCCUUUGCCUUUUAAUAUCUAAGAUUUAAUUAAGUUUUAUUCAUUGGAGGCCAAUUAUCCUUGAAAUUUUUGCAUACAGUCUACUAAUUGAAAUGGGGAUGUCACUGUCACAAGUCUUUGUAUUGUAAAGGAUUAAUUAAGUAUUUUUAAUUGAAUUGCUAACAUGUGACUAUAUUUUCACAAGGUCAACUGGUCUGUUUAUUGGCAACUCAUCAACAGCCUGGGACACCGCAAUGCUGUGAUAAUAUUUGCUCUCUUUGUGUGUUACCAAGUGAUCUUCACCUUCUGCAACUUUUGGCUGGCUGGCUGGAGUGAUGAUGCUCAACUCAACAACUUCACAGCACUGCCAGCAAACAGUACAGAGAGAGAGGACAGAAAUGUCUAUUACAUUGGCGUAUUUUCUGGCCUUACGAUUUUAGUGUGUAAGUAACAUGAUUUUAGUGUUUAAGCAACAUGAUUUUAGUAUGUAAGUAACAUGAUUUUAGUAUGUAAGUAACAUGAUUUUAGUGUGUAAGUAACAUGAUUUUAGUGUGUAAGUAUCAUGAUUUUAGUGUGUAAGUAACAUGAUUUUAGAGUGUAAGUAACAUGAUUUUAGUGUGUGUGUUUUAUUAUUUUUAUUUUGUUAUACUUUUGCUGUCUAAACUUUACAGUCUUUGUAUGCCUACGUGGUUUUGAAAAAGCUACCAUUUAGUUUUCUUUAAAAAAAUCUCAACUUAAAUAUUUUUCUCUCUCAUUUAGCUGCAUUUGACAUUGCAUACGCCAUUGUGUUUCAAAUUGGACAUAUCAAAGCUUCACGAAAAUUUCACACGGAUCUAUUGAUGAGCAUCAUGCAUGCACCAAUGUCAUUCUUUGAUACUACUCCAAUCGGCCGCAUCUUGAAUCGGUUCAGCCAAGACAUUGACAUUGUGGAUAAUAACAUUUUUGUGGAGAUUGAGACGGUUCUGGAUGUUAUGUUCAGAUGUUUAACCACUUGCAUCAUCAUAAGUUAUACCAUGCCGAUCUUCCUCUCUGUUGUUGUACCAGUGGUCAUUGUUAUCUACUUCAUUCAAGUAAGUUGAAAGUCUGGAACACAAAACAAAACAAUUAUGCCUGCUUGGCUUCAAAUAUAGGGACACUAUAUAAAGCUUUUCUUUAAGGUCAUUGAGUUUUCCCUGCUACCAUAUUUAUUAAUUAACAAACAGUUUAAUAGUAAUAUUACAUUUUAUAAUUGGGCAAUAAUAACAUUGCUGAGAGUCAUUUUCUGAAACUUUCUUCACACAGUUACAUGCAUGCCACAUUUUUUAUAAAUGACAAUAUUUUACAGCAAAUUUACAUAAGGACAUCGUGUCAGCUCCGUCGCAUCGCAUCCAACAACAGAUCUCCUGUGUAUGCCCACUUCAGUGAAGCACUGUCCGGAGUUAGUGUCAUCAGGGCUUAUCAGGCACAGGACAGAUUCAUUGCUGACUCACUUCAAAAGGUGGACAACUUUCAGAAAGCCCACUUAGCUUCAAAAGCAUUGAACAGGUAAAUUAAUCAUUGAACAGUUUACAUGAUAUUUGAACAGGUAAAUUAAUCAUUGAACAGUUCAAAUGAUCAUUGACCAGGUCAGUUGAUCAUUGAAUAGGUCAAGUGAUCAUUGAACAGGUCAGUUGAUCAUUGAAUAGGUCAAGUGAUCAUUGAACAGGUCAGUUGAUCAUUGAAUAGGUCAAGUGAUCAUUGAACAGGUCAAGUGAUCAUUGAACAGGUCAGUUGAUCAUUGAAUAGGUCAAGUGAUCAUUGAACAGGUCAAGUGAUCAUUGAACAGGUCAAGGGAUCAUUGAACAGGUCAAGUGAUCAUCUCUCAUCAAAUCAUUUUAAUACUGUUUAGAGAAUAAGAACUUAAAACAUUUGAUGUUAUUUUGUUAAAAACCAUCUUGAAACUUUAAUUAUUCAAAUAGAUAUUGGUAAAAAGCCUACAUUUUUUUCUUGUAUCCCAUUUACAUUUUACAAUUUUUGUAACCAAGACAUCUGUUAGGUUUUCAACGGUUAAUCUAAAUUUUUAUUUUAACCACAAAACAAAACAUUUUUAGAUGGCUUGAGGCUCAUCUCAACAUGGUCACUUACCUGAUUGUUGGUGCUUCUGUCCUGUUUGCUGUCAUGUCCAGAGAUGUUUUAUCCCCUGGUCUUGUGGGCCUUGCUAUUACCUAUGCUCUAAAAGUAAGGAUAUUUUAAGAUUUUUCUCUUAGUCAUAGUCUUAGUUCCUCCCACAAAGUGCAGUGCAUUGGACAACAUGUAUUAUUCAGUCCCAUAAUGUGUAGUGCAUUGGGCAACAAGUCUUAUUCAGUCACACAAUGUACAGGGUAACUAGUCUUAAUUCCUCUCAUAAUGUACAGUGCAUUUUGCAAAAAUAAUGUAGCCUUGCUAUAUACUAGUUUCAAUUUCAAAAAUUCAAUCUGUUCAUCAAUCUGUUUUCAUACAGCUUUUUGAUUUUAAAAUAAGUUUUUAGAGAUGUUUGUUGCAUUUUUUAAAACCGUGUUCCUAUUACAUCUAUUUUGUAAAUUGUGUGCAUGUAAUAAAUUCAUUAAGCUUCAUGAGUGUAAAUUAAGGCCUAUUGAAUUUUUAAGCAGAAAUUUGUACAUUGCUCAUUUAAGUCCUAGCAAUUAAAACUGUCAUGGAUGACUUAACUCCCAUAAUGAAAACUCCCUUUAUUUGACUCCAAAGUUUGAACCUUUUGAUUGUUAUUGUCAUCAAAUGUACAGGUGUCUUCUGACCUGACUACAGUAACCAUGGUUUUUGGGAAUCUAGAAAAUCACAUUGUCUCAGUGGAGAGGAUCUUAGAAUAUUCAACCAUUGUGAAAGAAGUAUGACAAUGUCUUAUUAUUUUAUAAAGUUACUUUAUUUUACUUUUAUUAUUUUUAUUAUACUAAAUUUAUUGUAAAUAAAUUAAAAACAAAAAAAUUGCUUAAUUGUUUGUCCAAAUUUUUCACAAAAGCUGAUUGUCAUUUCAGGAUUUUUACUUUCCUAUGAGUCUCAUGUUUGUAGAUCUGUAAAAAAAUAACGCUCUACACAAAAGACUUAACCUCUCAUUUGAUGCAAUGUAGAGAGGUAUUUAAGUGGCCAACUUCAAGACUGUGCUGAAAAAAACAACAAAAACAAUUUAAAAAUCCUGAUUCUGUGGUCUAAAUUAUGUUUAGUUCCCCAAACAGAGAUCAAAUAAAUGUCAUUGGUCUUGAGUCAAAAUCUAGAGUUUAUUUAUCAAUCUUUUCAUGAAUGAUUGACACUUUGAUUCACGUAUCCCAGCCUCAGUGAUGUUCACAAAAAUAAUAAUAAUAAAUGUAUAUACUUAUUUAAAAUAAUGGUGUUUCUUUUUUAAAAGACAAGUAUUUUUUUUUUACUCAUUCGCUUAUUAGAAACACCAAUUAUUUCACAUUGUCUGUUCCUGCCUGGUCAAAGUUUUCUCAACCAUCCUUACUGUAUGUAUGGUUAAUCACAUUUGUGCCGCCCUUCAUAUAUACAAUAAUAAUUUGAUCAUGUGUAUUAAUAUUAUCGAUGUAUGUAAAAUUAGGAAAAACUUUCUCCUUGUCAGCUACGUAACCCAUCAGAUCAAUAUUCCUCAUUUUAAUGCUGCAUAAACUAUGUUACCUACAGGCACCUUGGGUGGCCCAGCCUGUAGAUGAUGAGUGGCCCUCCAGUGGAAAACUCCAAUUUGUUAACUACAGCACGAGAUACAGAGAAGGUCUUAAUUUGGUUUUGAGGGGAUUAAAUUGUGAAAUCAAGGCAGGUGAGAAAGUAAGUAUGAAAAAAUUAUUAAAAAACGAGGACUAGUUAAAAAAAAAAAAGCCCUAAGAAAAAACAACACUGGCUUAAUGUCAGGCUCAUCUUCUGGUACACUUCCCUAAACAACACUGACUUAAUGUCAAGCUCAGCUUCUUGAACACUUUCGUAAACAACACUGGCUUAAUGUCAGGUUCAUCUUCUGGUACACUUCCCUAAACAACACUGGCUUAAUGUCAAGCUCAGCUUCUUGAACACUUUCGUAAACAACACUGACUUAAUGUCAGGCUCAUCUUCUUGAACACUUUCCUAAACAACACUGAAUUAAUGUAAGGCUCAUCUUCUGAGACAUAAUUUUCAACACAAAAAAUACAUUUUUAUGUGGAUACGGCCUAAAUCAUGUAUUUGUAUCCAUAAAUCAUAAUGUUUACACAUGAUAAAUUGAAGAGAAAAAUAGUACUUUAAACAGAAUGUUUAUCAGCUUCAAAAUAAACAUUAAAAAAGCAAGCAGUUAAAUGAGUAACCUUUGUCAAAGAUUAUGUUGUCUAAAUAUUCCGAUGACGAAUAUUUCGUCUAACCUUAUGUCAGACUAGUUUGUUUCGGAUAUCAUCUCUCACUUGGUUACAACACUGACUAGUUUAAUUUAUACCGUAUGUGUAUAAAUUAACUCAAACACUCAAUAGUUCAUUGUUACUAUGCGUUUAUUUCACUGAACUAAACAUCCACUUGGUACACAAUGAAGUCACUAACUAAUUACAUCCAGCAGAUAAUAUUAUCCGGCAAAAAACCCCACAGAAAAUUUAAACCAAAUUAUUCUCUCUCUCUAGCUCACUCUGGUGAUCAAAAUCGUUGUCUCCCUUUAUAACCCCAAAAUUCAUGCACCUGUCCUUGACAUGAAAAGAGUUCACACGCGUUCACUAAACUUAACUGUCAACAUCACCAUACACACUGCACGUCUGAUUCCAACAUGCUUGUAUUUUGGUAGCUUAUUUUCCUCAUUAAUAAAUUUUCAUUGUAUUUAUUAAAUGCUACUUUGGAUAUAAACUGUUAUUUGAAGGUUGGCAUUGUGGGAAGGACAGGGGCAGGUAAAUCAUCUAUGAUGCUGUCCCUGUUUCGUUUGAUUGAAGCAUCUGAAGGAAAUAUUAUUAUUGAUGAUUUGGACAUAUCAAAGCUAGGACUUCACACCCUGAGGAGGAAACUGACCAUUUUGCCACAGGUUAAAAACGUUUGACUAACAUCAAAAUUUCUGAAAAAACUAAUAUUCACUAUUUUAAAAUUUCUAAUAUGUAGAUUUAUAAUUAAUGAACUAUUCCUUAUAAAAAAAAUAGCAUAAUUUGAUAACAAAGGGUUGAUCAUAAUAUUAAAAUAUCAAUGCUGUCUUUAAAUUUAAAAAAGUGUUAUCAAUAUUCAUUAAAAUUAUUCUCAAUUCACAACUUUAGGACCCUACUUUGUUUGCUGGGAGCUUGCGUAUGAAUCUUGACCCUUUUAAUGAAAAAUCUGAUGCUGAUUUAUGGAGGGCACUGGAACAUUCUCAUUUAAAAUCUUUUGUUGAAAGUCUUCCUGAAAAGUUGGAGAAUGAAGUUGGAGAAGGGGGACAGAACCUAAGGUAUGUACUUGAAUUAAAUUAUUACCUUACCAAGGGGCAUCAUUAAACAAAAUCUCUUAAUUUCAUUUCUAUUCAUAUACAAAUAAUUCAUGUUACUCUUAGCAUGGGACAGCGACAGCUCAUCUGCCUCGCCAGGACAUUGCUAAGGAAGUCUAAGAUAUUUAUUCUUGAUGAGGCAACUGCCGCUGUAGACAUGGGGACAGAUGACCUCAUCCAGAGGAGCAUUCGUGAAGAGUUUGAAGGCUGCACAAUUCUAACAAUUGCACACAGAUUGAAUACAGUAUUAGAUUAUGACAGGUAAAUUAGUAACUUCUUGUUGUAAUCUUGUUCAAUUUUAUUAAUGCGCGAGGUGUCUUACCUGUAAUUAGCAGCAUGACCCCACCUGCCAUUACUAGCAAUAUACACAGGACUUACUCUCAAGCUCUUAACCUCAUUGGCGUGUGGUGUCUUACCUGUAACCAGCAGAAUUACCCCCCCCACCUGUUAUUAUUAAAUUAGCAAUAUACACAGGACUUACUCUCAAGCUCUUAAACUCUUUGGCUAGUCAUAAUUAGUGAAAGUAUGAUUAUUUUGUUUAAAUUGAAAACCGUUCAUUAUAUUACAGUAUUAAACUUGAAACCAUUUUUUUAAAUGAUAAAAAUAAGAUCUUCUCUGAUAACUGACUUCCUAUUAUUAUAUCUACAGGAUUAUGGUGCUAGACAAUGGACAAGUGGUAGAAUAUGAUUCACCUAAAAACCUUUUAUCCAGACCUGAUUCCAUCUUCUACUCAAUGGCUGCCCAAUCUGGUCUUGUCUAGCUUAUUGUAUCACAAUGCAAACACCCAGACUGGGAGCUCACCAUUAUAAUACUAAUGUAUUAUCAGUCCUGACAUGUAAUUAGUCAAUAUUAAUAUCAUGAAGCAAAUAUUUCUAUUUCAUUUAUUAAAAAAAAAUAUUAUCUUUGUUUAUCCAUCUUGUCCUGUAACCAAGUUUAAAAAUAUUUGAAGUAAAACCCAUUGACUUUUAAAAUCUGACUAAAAUCAAAUGAAUAGCAAUGCAGCAAUGUCAAAGAUGAACUAACAUGUAAAAAAAAAAAAUCUCAUUACAUAUAUUUGAAAUUGAAUUAUGAUUUUGGUCCAAAGGGAAAUUUUUGUGAUUUUAAAGUACAUAUAGUAGAAUGUGUUAUAAUUUUGAGUGUAUCAUUGAUUGUCAAUAAAUGUUAUUAAUUAAUUAUCAGUUUCUGCCUUGUGGGCAGAAUUUUUAUACAAUUUUCUGUGUCGAUUCUUAUAUAUAAUAUUCUGUAUACAACUUGAACUAAGUAAAGACAUUUAUAUGGGUUGCCAAGAUGAAGUUGUCAAUUUAUGUAUAUGCUAGUUAAAAAAAUAUGAAACUAUUAUAUUGUUUCGUCAUAUUUUUAUAAAAAUAAUGAUUUUAUUGUAAUGAGGCUGAAAAUUUGUUUUACUCUAGUCGGUCAUGACAUGUUGAACUUUAACUGUAUUUUCAUUACAAUUUUAUUAUUCAGGUUUUGUUUCUAAGAUUUUUGUAAUUUCCUCAUAAUAAUAAUUUCAGACACAUUUACAUAACAUGCUGGUCGGCUGUUAAGAUUUUUAUUGCAAACAAUGAUCUUAAAAUAAAAUAAAUUUACAAAA